GGAAGACGUCAAUGUUUCGCGCCCCCCAAACUCUCUGCCGCCACUGUAAAUAGUAUCAUUUGUCAAUAAAAUUACUAUUAUAAGUGCGCCUCUGCCUAACAUUGUGUCCUUUUUUCUAUUAAAAAGUAACAUAACCUUAUAAUAAUUUGUUUAGUUUGUAACAAAAAAGACAACGCGCAUCAAUUUGCCUGAAUUUAAAAAAAAGUCACAUCCAAACUGUAAAAAUACACUCAAGGUACAUUUUUUGACCAUUUUAUUACUGAAAAAUAAUAAAAUGUGGUAAAAUCAGUCAAUAAGAACAAAUUCAAAUUGAUUAGAAACAUUAACUCAGGAGGACAAUAUGCGAAAAAAUUCAACUGAAUACAGUAGAAGAAAAAAAAGUGUCUUUGGACAGAAGGACAGAUUUUAUUUUUGAUACUCACAGUAUCAUCUCCUUUGUAAUGGUGUGGGGUUAUUUUGUACUGAGCAUGCUAACAGUGCUCACUGGUUUACUGAUAUAACACUGACAAAGCGGGACGAUUGUUGGCAAUAUUCGGCACGUUUUUGCUGAAAAACAAUCAAGCGGCUUAGCAAUGAGAUUGGGGUCCAAUGUCUUUAAGUGGCGUCUUAAUUGAUUUGGCUUCCGGCUGUCCGCUAUAAUCAUUUUUAGAUACAGUAAACAGUGGUCUUUCCUCAUCUCCCACUGUAUUAAAACUCAAAGCCAAAAGGCAAACGGCCCGAAAAAAGCGCAUUCUAGGCGGCCGAGGGAGAACCGUAGGUGAGGGCGAUCGUCGUGACGAUCCCAAGCCGAAAAUGGUACUUCUUGAGCGGACACGUGACAACCGGUGAAGACAGAGGGUCGCUGUGUGAGUUUGGCUGGAAAACGGCUUUCGAAAACGGCGCACAGAUCUUCAUAUCUCUUUUCUGUGUGCUCUUGCUUAGUUCAAAAAUACUGCACGCACUCUGAAAAUGAGAGCGCCACUGCCACCCACUGAGUGUAUGUGCAAGUACACUUUAUUCUAGUACGGAGAGAAAAAAAAACAUGUUCCCCGAGGUCACAUGCACCACCCCUGGCAUCGCUCAGGGCGCGCCCCACUAUUUGAGAAGUACUGCAAUAAAGCAACACUUUCUUUUUACGUUUUAGUUGAUUUUAGCGACGCCGGUGGUCAAAAGCGGUAGUGUUUUGCCUUAAAGGGUAUGUAACGGCAAAGGGGGUGUGAGACAUCAAUAGAACCGUUAUGUGCCAAGAUAACAAAUAUUGAUAAAGUUAACAAAAAAAUCAAUCACAUUAAUGAGCAAUUAUCGAAAAUAGAUCAACAUUUCCGAAAGUGUUCUGGAAACAGCCGAAUGGGGCGGCGACGUCACAACAAGUGAUUGACAGUCGAGGCAGAGCCAGGUGCCAUUGUUUUUUAUCGACGAGAGAGUAGCGUUCGGGUUUGUUUGACCAAAACAUCACUAAAAUGGCUCAAAACUGCUGUGCUAUGUGGUGUACAAAUAGCUAUUUAUCGGAAUAUAGUAUCCAUGAGUUCCCGAACGCGAAAAAAAAAAGGCUGGACUACGCAGACAAUGGGUAAAGUUCGUCCGUGCAAAGAGGGCUAAUUUUCUAGACCCAGCCUCCGGCACGGUUUUCUGUUAUUUUCCACCUGAAAGCUUCUUGAACUAUGGACAAGUGAAAUCGGGUUUUGCUGCAUGAUUGCUGCUCAAAGCAGAUACGGUGCCCACCAUACAUCAGCCACCUAAAUGUCCCGAGAUAUCAAGAAAGAGGAUGAUGACUGGCAAAGGAGGCUAAAGCUAAGCAAAGGAGGGGAGCAGCCAAGCUCGAAAUGGCCAGAAUUCCUGUUGCUAUGGAGCGCCGUGCUAAUCAUGUAUCCGACCACGCUGGCUGUCAUCGCUCUCACUUUCGCCAACUAUGUGCUUCAGCCGGCUUUCCAAAACUGCGUGACGCCAUACGCCGCCACCCGGCUGCUGGCCACCAUCUGCGUCCUUUUCCUGACAUGGGUGAACUGCUACAGUGUGCGCGGGGCAACAAGAAUCCAGGAUGUGUUUACGGUGGGGAAACUGCUGGCUCUGGUUCUCAUCAUCGUUGUGGGACUGGUUCAAAUCGGCCGAGGAUACUACGAUGCUCUGGUGCCUAGCGUGGCCUUUGAGUUCAGUCAAGAACCAUCCGUGGGCCAGAUAGCGCUGGCUUUCUUGCAGGCGUCCUUCGCUUACAGUGGCUGGAACUUCCUCAACUAUGUCACGGAGGAGGUGGUUGAGCCACGCAAGAACCUGCCCCGCGCCAUUUACAUCUCCAUCCCCUUGGUGACGCUAGUCUACACAAUGACCAACAUUGCUUAUUUCACCUCCAUGACCCCCGAGGAGCUUCUGGCAUCCAAUGCUGUGGCAGUGACUUUUGGUGAAAAGCUGCUGGGUAUGUUCUCUUGGGUAAUGCCCAUUUCCGUGGCCCUGUCUACCUUUGGCGGCAUCAACGGCUAUUUAUUUACCUCUUCCAGGUUGUGUUUCUCAGGAGCCAGGGAGGGACAUCUGCCAUACUUGUUGGCAAUGAUCCACCUUAAGAACUGCACUCCCAUCCCUGCCCUGCUUGUCUGCUGCUUUGCCACCAUCGUAAUCCUGUGCAUCGGUGAGACGCACAACCUGAUCAACUAUGUGUCCUUCAUCAAUUAUCUCUCGUACGGCGUCACCAUCGCCGGCCUGCUCUACCUCCGCAAAAAGAAGCCGGACCUGAUGCGGCCAAUUAAGGUCAACUUGCUAAUCCCCAUCGCUUACAUGCUGUUCUGGGUCGUGCUCCUAUGCUUCAGCCUGUACUCUGAGCCAGUGGUGUGCGGCUUGGGAAUGGUCAUCAUGCUUACCGGUGUGCCCGUCUACUUUGUGGGUGUCUGGUGGAAAAACAAGCCCAAGUGGAUUUACCGAAUCACAGAGAAAGUGACGUACAUGGGCCAGAAGGCAUGUUACGUGAUGUUCCCUCAGGAGGAUCCGGCAGAGGGUGAACCACUCACAUCUGACAAAGACAGAGACUAAGACUUUAACGCCCCCUGGUGGGUGCAGUUUAACUCUUGUUGAUAUUGGUCAUAGAUGAAUAGGACACAAAUACACACACACAAAGACCAGACUAACACAUGCACACACGUAUGUUGGGGUAUGGUGCCGCACCACCCGGCAAAACACAGUCUUGGUAUUUGCAACAGGACUUGAAUAUGUGCACCGCCGGACCUCAAGCCACAUCCAGCGCUUCCAAGUUUUCCGACGCACAAGGGUGCCCCCAAAGGACCGGGGCGGUUACUGCAUUUUUUAAAAUCCAAAUUUUCUAUGCAUAUUAGCCUUUUUCAGUCACACUAAUAUAAUAUAAGUAAUUUAAUUUAGCUGUGUAAAUUUUUAGGAUUUAAAAAAAAAUCAUUAUCAAUGAAAAGACUAUUUUUUUUAAUGAUGUGCAUUUGAGGACUAACAACACUUCACUAUCAAUUUUCCAUCCAUCCAAUGUGCCUUUCCGGGAAGGACUUUUUGGCUAAACCGGUCUGACAGUGAGGCGCAUCAGCACCACCUGCUGCUGCUCUAGAAGGAUGCAUCUUGAAUUGAUUUUUCUUUUUUUUUUUUUUUUUUACUUCUUAAACUGUUGAGACAAAUCGUUUUCAAAGUUCAUCCACGGAUGGCUUUGAGCUGUUUUAUGCAUGCAAUUAAUUGUGCCUUAUUGACGAGUCAUUUUUUUUAGUGUGCUUACUGUUGGAAUUUUUAUCUUUUUAUUGAUGUCAGGGGAACAAAGUUAAACAUUUUUAAAUGCCAACUUGUUGCUGUUUAGCUAAUCAACAAACAAGAAAAUUGUGUACUUAUUUCUAUAUUUAUAUUUUAAAUGCAUUUUACUUACUAUUAUUCUGCUACUACUUUUGCUCAGCUAUGUACAUGAUUCUUCCUGGUUUGUCUUAAUAAUAAUGGUAACCCAAAGAUAAAUUUUAAUCAUUUUCAUAUAUGCAAACUUCACCUAGCGCUCUAAACUUUACUCUUGGACUUUUUGUUCCUGCCACCAACUUCUGGUAAGCACUUGAAUUUGUAAAAUGGUGGAAAAUGGGAAAGACUAAAAAGUAGAAAAUAUAGCAAAAUAGUUUGUAUUGUCUAUUCAAGAUGUUUUUGACGAAACGACGAAACACACCGUCUGUGCAUUUUUGUCAAGAAGAAAAACUACAUUUCUGUCGUCUGUUGACUUAAAAUGCUAAGCUAAAAGAAAAUGUUAAUAGUUGCGUGACUUGCGUCUUGAAAACUAAAAUUUGUGUUGUGUGUUUUAAAUUGCUGCCAACUAUUGAAACAAUCAACUACAAAAUAGGAUGUUCCUCUAAUCUCUGGACAAAAAUGUUACAAAAAAAAGUAUUUGGAAAGUACCGUAUUUUUUGGUUUGUAAGUCUAAGUUUUUUUCAUAGAUUUGCCAUACUCUGUAGUGACUCGUGUGAAUUUACUUACAUAUUAUUAUGUCAUUUUGCAUGUUAUUUUCAUACUAAACCGCAUGAGGGCGCUCAACAUGGUCUGCGUUUCAACAUUGGCGGUUAACUUAUAAAAACAACUGAGAAUGGCUGAACAAAAUGGGACACAAACUAUCUGAAUAACUCUUAAUAGCUAUGUUACGGUAACAUACGUUCUCAGUUCAUGUUCAUGCGUCAUCUAAAACAGGGGUCCCCAACCUUUUUUGCACCACGGACCGGUGUGAUUUGGGUCUUUUUUUCACGGACCGGUGUUCUGUCAAAUUUUGCCCCCAAAGCUUUUGUGGCGGUCUUUUACACAUGUCCGUCCAUGAUCAAACUUACAGUGGGGCAAAUAAGUAUUUAGUCAACCACCAAUUGUGCAAGUUCUCCUA
This is a messenger RNA of Corythoichthys intestinalis (scribbled pipefish), 4816 nucleotides long. RefSeq names its product solute carrier family 7 member 10a (gene slc7a10a). The record is from RefSeq and is a predicted model, not a curated record. Gene Ontology annotation, biological process: D-serine transmembrane transport; D-alanine transmembrane transport; amino acid transmembrane transport. Gene Ontology annotation, molecular function: L-amino acid transmembrane transporter activity; neutral L-amino acid transmembrane transporter activity. Gene Ontology annotation, cellular component: membrane. Lineage: Eukaryota; Metazoa; Chordata; Actinopteri; Syngnathiformes; Syngnathidae. The transcript has 10 exons. The coding region runs from base 1720 to 2997 and encodes 425 amino acids.